Manduca sexta (tobacco hornworm) is the source of this 2239-nucleotide messenger RNA. RefSeq names its product elongation of very long chain fatty acids protein-like. The transcript is spliced from 6 exons. Gene Ontology annotation, biological process: sphingolipid biosynthetic process; very long-chain fatty acid biosynthetic process; fatty acid elongation, polyunsaturated fatty acid. The coding region runs from base 173 to 1027 and encodes 284 amino acids. Gene Ontology annotation, cellular component: endoplasmic reticulum membrane. Gene Ontology annotation, molecular function: fatty acid elongase activity. Lineage: Eukaryota; Metazoa; Arthropoda; Insecta; Lepidoptera; Sphingidae. The record is from RefSeq and is a predicted model, not a curated record.
UGCAAGUUGACGGACUUAACACGAAAAGGAUUUCGUUUUUUAUAUCGGAAUUUUCUCAGCUCCUUUUAAACUCUUGUUUUAUUGACAAAAUAGUAAUUGUGUUUCAAAGUGUGGUCUAAGUUAGUUUUGUUAUUAUAUUUUUUCGCAAGUGCUGUGAUAUUAUCGUACUAUCAUGAGUAUAAGCCUUGGAUUAAAAAGCCCUUACUGGGACUUAAACAAGAGUAGAUAUCCAGAAAUAGACGAACUUCCCCUCAUGGAAUCUUUAGGACCUAUUGUGAUAAUUUUAGCUGUAUAUCUACUGUUUGUACUGAAAAUUGGCCCGGCGUUCAUGAGAAAGAGAGAAGCAUACAAAUUGACGAAUAUUUUACUAGCAUACAAUGCAGUGCAGGUUGCGAUAUCAUUGUAUUUAGUAAUAAGGUAUUUUAACAAUCUGACGCAAAUGGGAUUGGUGCCGAAGAAAUGUUACAUAAAGGAAAAUUAUGCACGGAAUCAGAUUCUCUUCGGAACAUACCUCUACCUAGCUGCCAAGUUCACGGAGCUGCUGGACACUAUAUUCUUUGUGUUGAGAAAAAAGGAUAGUCAAGUCACAUUCCUCCACUUAUACCACCACACGGUGAUGGUGAUUGGGACCUGGGUGCUGUUGAAAUACUGGCCGUCGCACACUCUCAUUUUCAUAGGGUUCCUAAACUCAUUAGUUCAUGUCUUCAUGUACACUUACUAUGGCCUGGCAGCACUGGGACCAAACGUGGCGAAGUACUUGGGUUGGAAGAAAUACAUGACCAAGUUUCAGCUGAUUCAGUUCGUCUCAAUCAUCAUACAGUAUAUAGCUUCUGUGAGGACAUCAGAGUGCCCGCCUGCGAAGGGUGUUGCGAUAUUCGUCUCCUGCAAUACUGCCUUCAUCCUUCUACUGUUUCUCAACUUCUACCGUCAGAGCUAUAAUAAGAAAUUACAGAAGCAGACCAUCAACACCAAACCCCUCAAAAGUCUUCCAAUAAAUUACACAGAAGAUUGCAUAAAGAACGACUAAUCCAUAGUAUUGUAAGGUUUAUAAAGUAAAAUUGUGAUUUUGUGAUCAGAAAUUACUGUCUCAUAAAUUUGUAAUUGGGUUUCUAUCGAUGACGCGACAUUUUGUAUAUAAAAAUAUUCUUUUAAUAACAAAAAUAAUCAUAAUUCUAUAGUUGAUACGUUUGAUCCUCGUAAGAAUGGAAUGCAUUCGUCAGUAAGGAUACUCCCUUGAGAUAUAAAGUUAGAUCAGGUUGGCGAAAGCGAUUAACCCUCAAGUGGCAAUAGACUAAUUUUAGAAGUGGAAAGAAUUGCUGCGGCAAAUGUUCGCAGGCUCAAAACCCAAGAGCACACACCUAUAACUUUUCUAAAGUUAUAUGUGUAUUCUGUGUGAAUUAUCACUUGCUUUAACGGUGAAGGAUAACAUUGUGAGGAAAACUGCAUACCUGAGAUCUCUAUAUGAAUUAUGAGGGUAUGCGAAUUCUGCAAAUCCGCACUAGGCCAGAGUGGUGGACUAAUCGCUCUCAGUAGUAGAGGAGGCCCAGCAAUAGGACAGUAUAUGGGUAGUAAAUUUUAUCAAGAUGUGAUUUAAAACGUAGAUUUAAUGGACACUCCACGUCAUUUGAUAUUCGUUUGCGUCGUGUAAUCUAGCGACAAAUUGUCAAGUAUCAAUGUUUAUAAAAUAAGUAAUAAGUAAGUCAGUUUUGUCCACCGGACUACGAAUUGGCUUUUUGAUAGUUGUAACAAUAAAACAUGAAACGUGUUGUGAGUAUAUUAUGAUAGCUUGUACGCAAACAAUACUAACAAUCUCUUUUGCAUUAAUAUAAACCGCAAAUACUUUAUUAUUGCAAAUAAAUUUCAUGUAUUUAUCUGUUAAUUUCAAAAAACCCAAAACGCGAACGAGGCCGUGAUUGGGCCGUGUGACGUCAUAUUUUAUGUCAGACUUUAAUUUUAUCGUCACAACAUUUGGUAAAAUAUGACGUCAAAACAAGAUAUCAUGUGAUCAACUGUUUUCGACGAUAUUUUAAAUGAAAGCAAAAAAAUGUAUAUUAUUUUAUCACUACCCUUUUCUAGAAAUAGGUUAGAAGUAUAAAAUGGCGUGUAAACACAUUUCCGAUAGCUUUCAAGUAGCCAAUUGUUUUGACUGUAUCAAUUGUUACACUUUACUAUAAAACUCAUAUCAUAUACUCAUACGACAUCGCUUGUAUAAAAUAUAACAGCUUCGUAUUCUCUAGUA